AUGGCGGUUUUGGUGGUUGAGGAUACAAUGCGCACCAUGAAGGUUUCGGUGGUGGUUGCCGGGGAAGAAAAUAGUGUGCCUCGUCAAGGCAGUUCAGCGCCUUCUAAAAGCCAAGCCAAUGUUUUCACUACCCCAAAUGCAAGAUCAGCGGGCAAAGGUCGUCAAUCGGCUGCUGGAGAAGUCCUAGGAGGUCUAGAUCCAACUCAGGAGAAUCCUGAACAAUUUUCAACUCAAGAAACCAGUCCAGAUGACAAACAUUGGUCUGAUCCUGAUGAACCUAACUUUGUUGAUGAUGUUGAAAUGCCUCACCCAGAUGAUAUAGAGGAUCCUGUUGGAGAUUAUUCUGAUGAUGAGGAUCCAUGGAAACCUUUGAAUCCACAUGAACCUGGCAACCUAAAGAUUCGGCCUUACAUGAGAGAUGGAAGUGAAGGAGCGUAA
This is a messenger RNA of Miscanthus lutarioriparius, 438 nucleotides long. Lineage: Eukaryota; Viridiplantae; Streptophyta; Magnoliopsida; Poales; Poaceae. The record is from the annotation of a GenBank genome assembly.